AUGAGUAAAAUUACGGUCGCCGGUGUGCGCACGAAUGUGCAAUCCCUCCUUGCUUACUCUCUUGAUGAGAAGAAGAGAAACUUCUUGGAGACCGUCGAACUUCAAAUCGGUCUUAAGAACUAUGAUCCUCAGCGUGACAAGCGUUUCUCAGGCACCAUUAAGCUGCCAUCUAUUCCACGACCAAAUAUGAGCAUCUGCGUCUUGGGUGACCAGCACGACAUUGACCGAGCCAAGCAUCACGGCGUGGACGCCAUGUCCUCAGAUGACUUGAAGAAGCUAAACAAGAACAAAAAGCUCAUCAAAAAACUGGCUCGGAAAUACGAUAGCUUCAUUUCCAGUGACACUCUGAUCAAACAGAUUCCUCGUCUCUUGGGCCCCGGUUUAUCCAAGGCUGGCAAAUUCCCCACCCCAAUCUCGCAUAACGAAGACCUGAACGCAAAGAUCACUGAGGUCAAGUCCACGAUCAAGUUUCAGUUGAAGAAGGUGCUCUGCUUGGGUGUCGCUGUUGGCAAUGUGGGCAUGACGGAGGACGAGCUGAUCUCGAACAUCAUGUUGGCUAUCAACUACUUGGUCAGUCUAUUGAAGAAGGGAUGGCAGAACGUGGGCAGCUUGACCAUUAAGGCGUCUAUGUCGCCGCCCAAGCGGUUGUACUAG
Letharia columbiana is the source of this 654-nucleotide messenger RNA. RefSeq lists its product as uncharacterized. Bases 1 to 654 code for a protein of 217 amino acids. The transcript is spliced from 5 exons. Gene Ontology annotation, biological process: translation. Gene Ontology annotation, cellular component: large ribosomal subunit. Lineage: Eukaryota; Fungi; Ascomycota; Lecanoromycetes; Lecanorales; Parmeliaceae. The record is from RefSeq and is a predicted model, not a curated record. Gene Ontology annotation, molecular function: structural constituent of ribosome; RNA binding.